This is a messenger RNA of Striga asiatica, 449 nucleotides long. The record is from the annotation of a GenBank genome assembly. Lineage: Eukaryota; Viridiplantae; Streptophyta; Magnoliopsida; Lamiales; Orobanchaceae.
GAUCUGUGAUGAGCAGCAGGAGGAUGUGGAUCAUGUUUUUCUCCAUUGUCCAAAGGUACAAAAUUGUUGGAAGCUGCUGGGAAUUGACUGGGAUGAAUGGUAAGCACAUAGGCAGAUUACUGAAGGACAGAAUCACAUCAUCUGUAUACCUACUGUGGAGAGUGUGGAAAGCAAGAAACAAAUUGAUGUUUCAAGGGGAACAGUUUGAUGAAUUGGCUGUACAAUUGGAGGAAGCUGCAGGGAGGGGAUGGGAUAAACUCAUUUGCAUUCUAAACUCUAAAGAGUUGGCACAUAAGUUAAACAAAAAUGAUGUUUUUUCCUCUUCUGUAUGUAAUAUUAUAGCAAAUGUGCAGAUGCUUAAGUCUCGGUUCUCUUUGUGUUCUUUUUCUUUCGGUUCUGUAUGUUCUAGAUGUAAUAUUUUGCCCAUGUUGGCUUUGGAGGGAGAUAUG